AUGCCUAAGGCCCCGGGCAAGCGCCGUCGGCAUCGUGGCAAGCAGGCGGCAAACCCGAAGCCUGCGUGUGCCGAAGGCUUCCAGUUCAAUGUGCGUGCUGGGGACUCGCGACAGCCGGCCCUGGAGUGGGAUGAGGCCCCCGCCCGCGAGCGGCCUGCAACUGUCCUGCGCCGCCCAGACAGGGCCCAGUGGGCAUGGAAUCGGCUGAGGCAUACGACGGUGGAGAUUGUCAAGAUAGGCGGGUUGUCUUUCUCGUGCGCCGCCCUGCACCGGUGGGGCGUGGGGGUUGGGACGAUGCCCGGCAUAGCGGAAGGGCUGUCGCCGCCUGCAAUCCACGCGUUGUGGGAGGCCUUCCAUAUCGGCGCGGGCGCGUACCCGCCCUGCAUGGGCGAGGAGGAGCGGCUGGGCCUGCAGAGGGCGCUGCGGCGGCUAGGAGUGGGUUGGGCGCGCGCAAAGUCUUCUAUCACGUCGUGCUGGCAGGACCCUGCGGUGGUUACGGCGCAAGCUCUGGGCAUGAAUGCCGCGGCCCUGGACGAGUCGCAGCUCUUGAAGGCGCGUUUGCUGCAGCUCUGCGCCGCCGCCGCAUGCGCCGCCGCCGCACACACACAGGCGCCGCCGCCGCCUGCCGGUGUGCUGGCGGCAUUUGCUGAGGCCGUGCCAAACCUGCGCUCCCUUGAAGCAUCCGUGAAGCAUCUAGAGCGGGCAGGGGCCGGCCCCGCCGAGACGGCUGUGCGCCUGGCGCGCCGGCUGAUGCUCCGGCUCAAGCUGCCGCUGUGCACCGUCGAGGUGCGGGUGCCGCCGGGGGUGGGUGUGGACGACCUACUGCGCAUGCUGGAUGCGGCUCCCGACGACGUGCGGGCGGCGGCGAUCGCCCGGCCGCUGGCAGAGGCGGGCGGGGUGCUGGUGUACCUGAAGGUGCCCGGCGCCGAGCCCCAACCACACGUGGUGGUGGCCGGCGCCCCUGACCCCGCCGCGGGCCGCACGGUGUACGUGUGGAGCCGCCACUCAUUUUCUCCUGCCGAGGCGGUGGCCGUCUACUGCGGCAGGCUGCGUAGCGAGGAGCCCCUGUAUGGCGCCUAUGUGCUUCGGUGGGGGCACAGGCGGCGUUGGAUCGAGGGCGACCUGCCUGUCUCUCGCCCCGCCAAGCAGCGGGAGAUGUUUGGGGGGCAGGUGGUGAUGGAUCCCGGGCUCUACCAUUGGCCGGGCGCCUAUGCGCACCUGGUGAACUGCUCGGCGAGCGAGGCAGCCGCCGUGUGCACUGUGGGCCCUGACCUGGUGAUGUCGGUGCGCGGCGGGGGCGCCCCGCCGCCACGCUUCACAGAGCUGACCUGGUGGUAUGGGGACCAGGCGGCAGCUUUUAUCACCGGCGAGUGA
Messenger RNA from Chlorella variabilis, 1374 nucleotides. RefSeq names its product expressed protein. The record is from RefSeq and is a predicted model, not a curated record. The coding region runs from base 1 to 1374 and encodes 457 amino acids. The transcript is spliced from 6 exons. Lineage: Eukaryota; Viridiplantae; Chlorophyta; Trebouxiophyceae; Chlorellales; Chlorellaceae.